AUGAACGAACAAACGGCCGCACAGCUCGCUCGAGAGACGGAAGAAGCCACAAGGGAGAUGACCCCACCGCCAAAAGACAUCGCCAAAAGGCACUCGCUCGCUGCGAAGAUCAAGAAGCUUAUCAACCACUUCAAGUGGGCGUCCGCCUCCACCGCCGAUGCCACUGACUUUCACCACCUCCCUGCAGACAUCAUCAUCAACAUCCUCUUCCUGAUCGACGAUGUCGAGGACCUGCGCAGCUUUGUCCUGACCUCCCCCUUCAUCCACACUCUCUUCCUCCGCCACAAGUCCACCCUCCUCACCGCACACGCCCGCGCCCUGCUCAUCGAUGCCUGGGACGAGGGCACCGAGGUGCUCACCUGGCAGCGCCACACCACCGCACACUUCACCGCCACGCACGACGUCGUCCGCGACCUCCGCUCCCCGUUCGUUCUGCGUGACCACGACCUCCGCCAACUGCUCAUCAACCGCGCCUGGUUUGAGAACUGCCGCGCCGUCUACCUCAUCACGCUCGAGCGGUCCGCCGACGAGAGGCUCCCCACCUACCGCGAGUCCCGCGUCGCCCCCUACUUCUUUGGCCGCACGGACAAAGAGCUCUUUCCCCACAGGCUCUUCUAUAUCACGUGGCUCCUGCAGCUACGGUUCCAGAACGAGCGUCUGGAGGCCUUCGUGGGCCGCCCGCAGCCGGACGCGAGAGAGGUCGCAGACUGCUUCCUCAUGGGGCGCAUCAUGUUCUGUGUGACUCCCGGACUGGCAGGCUUCGUCAACAUGCCGACGGCAAGAGAAUCGUGGGGGCGGAUGCUUCGGCGCAACUUGAUCACGACGUGGGUUGUGCCGCCGCCGACGCCGACGCCGGGCGUGGCCGGCGGGUUCACGUUGCAUGUGGACUCGCAGCUGUUUGUCAAGCAAAAGGUCAUGUGGCAUUUGGUUUCUAGGGUGUCGCGGGAGGUGGGGACAUUCGGCGAAACACAGAGGGAUGGCCUGGCGGCGAUUUUGGGGGAGUUUCAGAGGGAUUUUGGGGUGUUGGGGUUGCAGGAGUUGAUGCUGAGGUAUAGGAUUCCGAGUAGUGUGUGGGUGUGGGCGGCGAGUGGUGGGUGCGGGAGUGGCGCUGGGUCCAGGAGGAGUUUGUGA
Morchella importuna is the source of this 1131-nucleotide messenger RNA. RefSeq lists its product as uncharacterized. Bases 1 to 1131 code for a protein of 376 amino acids. The transcript has a single exon. NCBI's taxonomy places the organism in Eukaryota, Fungi, Ascomycota, Pezizomycetes, Pezizales, Morchellaceae. The record is from RefSeq and is a predicted model, not a curated record.